Nicrophorus vespilloides is the source of this 1847-nucleotide messenger RNA. RefSeq names its product ufm1-specific protease 2 (gene Ufsp2). Lineage: Eukaryota; Metazoa; Arthropoda; Insecta; Coleoptera; Silphidae. The coding region runs from base 72 to 1805 and encodes 577 amino acids. The transcript is spliced from 7 exons. The record is from RefSeq and is a predicted model, not a curated record.
GCUUAGACUUAAUGUCAAUGGGUGUUAUUAAAAUUUGACAAGUUACACGUAAACUUCAGAGAAAAAACAGAAUGAAACCCAAAAUUAAAAUUACUCAAAAUGUAGUCGAGCGAUUGAUGCAGCAAACUGAGCAGUGCAGUGGUAGAUUGUAUGGAACACUGUAUAAAGAUGCCCAAAUAAUAAUUGGGCUGUACAAGAGGGAUAAAAAUGAUGCAGGAGAUCUAUUUUUCCCAGCAGAUGUUGAUAUGUGUGGUGCCUUUCAAAUUGGGCCUCUGGCACAACAUGAAGUAACAGACCUCCUAGCUGAUAUUGAUGUAACUGACAACCCAAUUUUCAUCUCAUUACCAGAAAAAAUAUUGAAACCGUAUUAUGUUAUCAAUGAUCAGCUGGAAGCUGCAGAUAUAGAAAUACUGAAUGAGACUGCACUAUACUCAGAUUACUUGCAUCUAAGAAUCAAAGCUCAAUUACCAAUUGUUAUGGAGAUGGAAACCAAUUCGAUUAAGCAAGAGCUUUUAGCUAUUAGAAAACAGUUUUCAAGUGGGAAGAUAGGAUUUCAUUUGCAGAAAGAAGAUGCUUUUAUAUUGGGUUCAAAUGAAAAUUCUGUAACAGGCAGCAAUAUCGGAGUUAAUGAGGAGAUGACUCUUGGAAAGUUAGUUGAACAAAAUAAGGAAAUGGGUGAAGAAAAAUACAGCAGACACAAUGCAUUAGAUCUGGAAGUUUUGUCUGUUGUUAUGUACAAAAAGUCCACUUUUGAUAGAAAUGAGUUGGAAUCUAUUCAUGCACCAAUAAUUCAAGUGGAAAAAAAUGAAACUAAAAUGCUACAAAUACUGCUAAAUGUAGACUCACUCUCUUUAGUGCAUAAGCAAACAACAUUGGGCAACCUUUAUACUAUUUUGGUGGAAAGUGCCUGCAGGAAUGUCAGACACAUUGGCAAUUUUAUAAUUAAUUAUAUAGAAACAGCGUCUGAUUUAACGAAGCCUUUCGAGCCAGAAGUGAUUCAUUACUAUCCUAUUUGUUGUGGACAUUUUGUUACUAGAAUAUUGAACAAAUUCGAUGCAGAAGAUGCAUCAAGAGGCAAAUUGCAUAUGAACUUUAUGAUUCCAAUGAAUAGGCCUUAUUUCAGAAGGUCUAAUAGGUUUAUUUUCAAAGGGGAUUCUUAUGGUCAAGCAGGCGGUGUUCAAUUAAAGAACGUGCAUAAAGAUGCUAAACCCUCAAACAAUGGUGGAGAACAGGCACUAGUGAAAGGAGAUUAUGAGUAUUACCAUUACCUUCAAGAUGGUAUGGAUGAUGAUGGCUGGGGCUGCGCUUACAGAUCAUUGCAAACUUUAGCAUCUUGGUUCAAGCUACAAGGAUAUGCUAACAAAGUUCCCACCUUCAAAGAAAUACAGAAGUGUCUCUUUGAUAUAGGUGAUAAACCAUCUAGUUUUGUAGGUUCAAGACAGUGGAUUGGGUCGACUGAAGUCAACUUCGUAUUAGACUCGUUGCUGGGUAUUACAAGUAAAAUUCUUUACUGCAGCUCGGGUGAAGAUUUGGCAUAUAAAGGCCCAGAAUUGGUUUAUCACUUCAAUACACAAGGAACACCAAUUAUGAUUGGUGGAGGCGUUUUGGCACAUACUAUCAUAGGCGUUGACUAUAAUAGAGACACUGCUGAUAUAAAGUUUCUAAUACUCGAUCCUCAUUACACAGGAGGUGAAGAUAUCAAAACAAUUGUUAAUAAGGGUUGGUGCGGCUGGAAGGGGAUGAAUUUUUGGGAUAAAAAAUCGUACUACAAUAUGUGCAUGCCGCAGGUACCAAAUGGCAUUUAAUUUUUAACACGUUGCAAUCUGUUUUUAAUUGUAAGUAAAAAA